This is a messenger RNA of Megalobrama amblycephala (Wuchang bream), 6752 nucleotides long. RefSeq names its product fascin actin-bundling protein 2b, retinal (gene fscn2b). Gene Ontology annotation, cellular component: actin cytoskeleton; cytoplasm. The coding region runs from base 4525 to 5997 and encodes 490 amino acids. The record is from RefSeq and is a predicted model, not a curated record. Gene Ontology annotation, biological process: actin filament bundle assembly; cell migration; establishment or maintenance of cell polarity. The transcript is spliced from 5 exons. Gene Ontology annotation, molecular function: actin filament binding; protein-macromolecule adaptor activity. NCBI's taxonomy places the organism in Eukaryota, Metazoa, Chordata, Actinopteri, Cypriniformes, Xenocyprididae.
CAUCUUGGAUGACAUGGGGGUGAGUAAAUUAUCAGGGAAUUUUAAUUUGAAAGUGAAAUAAUCCUUUAAGUUUGUUACUAAAUGCUGCCGCUUCAUGCUUCGUUGUUUUGUUGUAUCUGCAGUAUGUUGGCUUGUUUUGUUAAUGCUUAUGAUUACGGAAGUGCCUAGAGCACUGGAUGAAAUCAAUAUAAAAAAGUAAGUAAACACAUUAUUAUUGGUAUUAGUAGUAGUAACCUGGUCAAUUAAGACAAAAUAUGGCGGCGCCCAUGAUGAAGCAGCCCACUAACGUUACAUACUGAAUAAAACAGCUUUUUUCUAGAUGACUAACAUGACUAAAGUAUUUUCAUGUGGGUGUACAUAAUUUUAAUGGUUUUUCCAAGAAGUGCUUUUUAUUUCUUUAUAUGUAAAACGUAGUGCACCUUUAAUUGCUGUUAAGACAGCUUGGCUCAUGUUUUGCACCUUUCUUUGACUGGAAGGUCCCGUUUGCAGAGGGGGGCUAUAAAACAAAGAUUAAAAAUAGUCAAGUGAGUAUAAUCCCAUCAUGCUCACAGUCACAGAGGCACCACGUCUGACAAACCCAGCAUUAAUCUCUUAUUUUCCUAAGAAGGGACGCUGAGUCCUACAAGUCAACGUGCAAAGCAAUAGUGACACCUAGAGGUCAGAUCGAGGACUGCUUUUGAUGGAAGGUGCUCUUUCCCGUUUACCCCUUAUGAAUUAUGCAGCAGACAUACAAUUUAGCUGGACGAGGAGGUCACCCCCAGUCGCAUAGCUACCACAGCUGUACCUUAGAGAUCUGGUGGCAUCUCUUUAGCCAUCAGCACUCUUCUGAUCAGGUCUGGAUUUCUCCAUCUUUGUUCAGAUGACUUGUGCUGAAAGAUACAUAUAAAUGAAGAUACUAUAAAAAUUGAAAUUAGUACUUGAAUAGUAAACUCUAUGCUACUAUAGAUAAAAAAUAACAAAUAGGCCUACAAGUUAUGUGAAAAUCUUAGAAAAAAGGGAUGGAUGCAAAACCAAAGAACCUUAUUCAGAAUUCAGAAUUGAGGAGAUCAGGGUGGGAAAAAUUUAGCACGGGUGUGGAAAGGGUGAGAUGGAGGAGAGAAAAAGAGGAAGAAAAGAUCACAGGUUGAGGAGAAUGCAGGAGAUGGGAUAAAAAUGAAAGGGAUGAUGAAGAGGCCGGGUAGACUGAGAGACAGAGGAAGAAGGAGAGCAAGAAAGAAGGAUGUUACAUAUAUUGGUGGUAUCGAGGAUGGCAGGGUUGCUCCCGACAGAGCAGGGGAAUAGCAGCAUUGCAGUUAAUAGGGUAGAAAAAGCUGGGGGGCUGUUAACUCUGAAAUGUUCAUUUUUAAACUCAAGCUUUUUUUUCUCUCCUUUCACCCCCUCCCCUCCUUUCUCUCUCUCUCUCUCUCUCUGACAAUUGUGCUCCCUCCCCAGGCUGUGUAGUAAUGAUAGCUAUUUGACUGCCAUCAGAGGAGCUGGGUAAUGGUCUCUAAAGAACCAUUUCAGACUCAACCUGGCAGCACUGGCCUCCCAAAAACAUCUGCUUGCCUAUCAAGAGGUACCACCGCACCAGACACACUACACACACGUAAGCACACUCAUGCACACACUCAUGCAUGGACACGCACAAUACGGUGUUGCGUAGUGUCAUGCCCGACUUAGGUAAUGGACCACGGGAAUACUUGUGAGCUGAAUACCAACAAAAAUAAAAGAGGUGGUAAUAGUGUUGUUGUGGUUUGGGUAUAGGGACUAGGGGCUGAAAUAAUACUAAUAUCAGACUUGUAAUUAAAUGUAACAGGGCCCAAACUAUGACUUCAAGGUAGAACUAGACAGCUAAUGUGUAUGUAUAAUUCAUCUUUAAUAUGUUAUUUACUUCCUGUUCAUAUUGUUUAGAUGGUUUUCUAUUGCAGUAUGACUUCCCAAAAUGCAAACUAGUUUGCAUUUUAUGUCCCUGAUUAGGGUUGAUCCUUGAAAGAUUUUAGGCUCCCUCAGGGACCUUGUAGAAAAGAAAACCAGACAUUUCCAUGUUGAUUGGUGUAAAAUGUUUCAGAUUAUUGUACAGAGGUAAACUUUCCCCAUGAUAUUUUGUACCCUCUCUGGUACAUUUCUGCUACUCUGCCUCCCUCUGGUGGCACAUCCCAGUACUUUCUUUUCAUUCAGAAAGUUUCCCUUGGGUAGGUACUGUGGAACAUGUGCUUUCUAUAUUAGCCAUAUUGUUAACCAUUCAUUUUUAUUUUUCUUCCACAGAAAUGACCACGUUCAUAUAUCUGGAGACCUCCUCCUAGCCAUAAUUCAAACAAUAAUACAAGUAUGUGGAGAAAGAUAUGUCGGUGAUGUAAUGGGAGCUUCUGCGCCACUGUAUUUGUAGUCAGUAGAAUUAACCUGGCUCACAGGUCAUGAUAGCUUUUCUCUUUGAAAGAGCAAAGCUCCAAACUGUCAGUCAGGCUGUUGAAGGGAUUACUUGCUAUUGACAAGCUCACAGCCCAUUGAAGAAAGCCGAAGUGAAGAGAGAUUUCAUUACGGUGACAAGGUCAAAUAUGCUUCCCACCAUUACUGAUUUUUGAUAAUAUAGAAACACUUGUUUUGUGUGUGUUACCUCAGCUUUUAUUCUGAACCUAAUUGGAUGUUAUUUUGACUCCAUCUUUGAGAUUUCUCAAAUGUGUCAUACAAUGGUUUACAAGUUCUCAGCUGACAGCACAUCAGUUGUGCUGCCCUGGAUCUUGUAGUUAAAUCCUUAGCUAUUCACUGUAACGUCGCAAACAUAGUAUAUGCAGUUUCUUGUACAUUAUUUUAUUAUCAAAGCUUCUGGCAACAAUAUAAAAGUGUAAAUAUAAAUGUAAGGGUCAUAGUGCAUGUCUAAGGUUAACAUCUUUGCUUAGGAUCUUGAACAAAUGUAAACAAAGGAUAGAUUUGCCAAAGCCAAUAACGGUUAAUGAAUGUCUUAUUGUUCCUAUGCUUAGAAAAGUGUGUGUGUGUGUAUAUGUGUGUGGUUCAGGCUUACUUGUCCCACACGCGGUCAGUCCCCGACAGAUGGAAGGUUCUGUGUCCAAGACGCGCCCAAGGAGAGGAGGAGGGGUUUGGGGCUGCUACGGAUUAGAUUGGUCUAAUAAAAGAGUUGGAUCAUUGAAAGGCAGAUUAGGGGCCUGUGGUGGAGACUGUUUUUCGAACAAACAUGCUUGGGAUUUGAAAUGGAUCGACAAUAUGUGUAGCAUUACGCAAACAUGAGGCAACACAGCCAGUGAAAUGCUACGCAAACAACUUAUGUGACUGGAAAAGAGCUAGAGAGAUGUUUUCAGUCACAGUAAAUUGGUCUUCAAUGGCUACAUGUCAGGCAUCUUUGAAUAAGCAUCUGUUUGUUACCUCCAACUACACUCACACCCCCAUACACACAUUGCUGUAAUAAAGAUGACCAGCCAAGCUCGGAAUCAGAGAAGUCAUGUAACUGUAUCCUGAGUGUGCACUGGAAAGCCGAUCCCCCUCUCAGGCCACUACCACUGGUGCUGGGGGAGGGCUCUGGUUACCCAGCUUUGUGUCAAAGCGCCAUCAGCAAAGAGGUAGAGACUGGGGAGGAGGACAAAGGCAGGAGCACUAUAGAACGGGUGGAUUACUGGGCCUCCAUAAAGGGUCUCUAGUGUAAGAAUACGUCCAAUAUACCGAGAGGGGAGAAAGGACGUAUAAAAAGAAACAUAAGAGGACAACAGGUGAAAGGGAGGUAGAAAAGGUGUCGAAGUACACCUAAAAAGCCUCACUGUACUUCAGGUGCCGUUUGUUGACAAGCUGGUCUGGCAUCUUAGUGGGCACCUUGCACACUAACAUGCUGCUAUUUCUCGAGGUCUCGGAGGAGAAUGAUGUGUCUUUUUAAGGGAUGCACAAGUUCUAAGGAUGUGACUGAAGUAAAAAUACUUAGAAAAGGACAAGGAGACAAACUAAUCAGAUGUCAGACUGAAGGACUGAGACGACUAAGGCAUCUAGAAGAAGUAAAACCGUGUGACUUGGUCUUGAGCAGCAUCUCUUUAAGAGAUCAGUAGUCCCACAAUCUCAAAGGCAGCCAAUGAAGAGGACAAGAGACGGAGGUGAAUUGAGAAGGAAAGGGAAUGAGAGAGAAAGCGUGUGAAAGAGGCACAGAGGAAAAGGAACCGUUGGGAUCAGGGUGACGUCAGCAGCUCUCUGGAUUGAGGUGUUGAGUCCUCCUGAUUAUAAUCUGAUCUGAUUAGGAAACACAGGAAAAAAAAUCUCCAGAGCCUCUGCAAGUUCUCCGGGGAGCAAGACGUUGUUUUUACCAAGCGGAGCGGAGGCCAGGACCAGGGACAAAACUAGAAGAGGAACUAAGGCCUAAUAAAGAAAGUUAAGGCCUAUAUCUGAAGAGAAUAGGCUACACUAAGGAGUCUAUAGUGAAGUGGACUUCACUUUACUCUUCCCCAAUAGGAAGCAAAUUAAUCAGAACACAUAGGAGAGCUAACUUUGUAAGUCUGCAGGCUGAUCAGCUUCUUCUCUGGACUUUCAACACUCUCUGGGUUGUAAGCCAGGAUGCCCUCCAAUGGCAGUAAAGCCCUCAAGCUACAAUUCGGGCUUAUUAAUCAUGAGAAUCGCUAUCUAACAGCGGAGGCCUUCGGCUUCAAGGUGAACGCUUCAGCUCCAAGUCUCAAGAAGAAGCAGAUCUGGACUCUAGAGCAGGAUGAGCAGGAUGGUCAGGUGGUUUACCUGCGCAGUCACCUGGGUCGCUACCUGGCUUCCGACAAAGAUGGCAAGGUGAGCUGUGAGGCUGAGAGCAAAGAGAGUGACUGCCGCUUUCUGAUUGUGGCACAGUCAGAUGGCCGUUGGGCCCUGCAGUCCGAGCCAUAUCUGCGUUUCUUUGGAGGUUCAGAGGACUACCUGUCCUGCUUUGCUCAGACCAUUGGUGAGGCAGAACUAUGGGCCAUGCACCUGGCCCUGCACCCACAGGCAAAUCUGCUCAGUGUGGCCCGCAAACGCUAUGCCCACCUUGCAUCUCCAGAGGGAGAGAUUGCUGUGGACAGUAACAUCCCCUGGGGUGUGGAUGCUCUUCUAACUCUUGUGUACAUGGACGGCAAAUACUGUCUAAAGACCAGUGACAGCCGCUUCCUGGGCAAUGACGGGAAACUGUCCUCUGAAAAUGGCCGUGGGACAGGCUACACCUUGGAACUGAAAUCAGGCAAAUUGGCCUUCAAGGACUGUGAGGGGAAAUACUUGACCCCCAUGGGGCCCACUGGAACUCUGCGCUCUGGACGCUGCUCCAAACCUGGCAAAGACGAGCUGUUUGAUCUUGAAGAAAGCCAUCCGCAAGUGGUGUUUCAGGCCGCCAACAAUAGAUUUGUCUCCAUCCGACAAGGAGUGAGUGUCUCAGCCAAUCAGGACGAUGAGACAGACAUGGAGACGUUUCAAAUGGAAAUUGAUAAAGACACAAAAAAGUGCAAAUUCAGAACUAAUGAAGGGAAUUACUGGACGCUUGUCGCUCAUGGAGGCAUCCAGUCAACGGCUACUGAAGCCGGUGCCAACACCAUGUUUGACAUAGUGUGGCUCGGUCGACGGGUGGCACUGCGAGCCAGCAAUGGAAAAUACGUGUGCACUAAGAAAAAUGGCCAGCUUUCUGCAGUCAGUGACUCUGUGGGUGAGGAUGAGCAGUUGAUUCUGAAGCUGAUCAAUAGGCCCAUUCUGAUCCUGAGGGGAGAGAAUGGUUAUGUAUGCCACCACAAGAACUCUAAUACACUGGACGCCAAUCGUUCAGUGUAUGACAUAUUUACACUGCAGUUCAAUGAUGGAGCAUACCAGAUUAAAGGUGCUGGUGGAAAAUUCUGGUAUGUGUCCAACAGUGGUUUGGUGUGCUCUGAUGGAGACACACCUGAAGAUUUCUGCUUUGAGUUCUUAGAGCAUGGACGGAUAGCUAUGAGGGGCAAAAAUGGCAAAUACCUGCGUGGAGACCAAGGAGGCAACCUGAAAGGAGAUGGAGAGAAUGCAGACAGCUCUUCCCUCUGGGAAUACUGACACCAUGUGGACAUUUAAGGAACUGUCACUCACCUGUGUUAAACUCUUGGAUUUACAUAUGUGAGAAAAUAAAUUGCUACAGUUGGGGUUUAAUGUUCGGACAUCUGUUUCCCAUCAAUCAGCAUUUGUUGUAGAGUCAGUAUUCAGCAUUAUGCAUGUAUUCUUUACCUUUUCUGGUUUAUAGUCCUAUACAAAAUGAGCAUGUAGAGACAGAAAACAAACAUGACAAGAACCUUUAUCAUAUCAGCUCACUGUUAAGAAAACUGUGUGAGGUAUUAAUCAUGCAUAAGUCUUGCAUAGCAUGCUAUUAUUGUGGCAAAUCAAUGUUCAAUUGCAAACUGACACAUGGAAAUACAUAAUUGUUGUUUUUCUUUAUUAUUAUUUUUAAACCCUUUAUUUUCUUGUCUUUCGUGCUGUUAUUUAUUACCAUGUCAAUGCCUGUCGGUUCCAGUGAAGCUAAUUUUAUUCUCUGGGGUUACAGACUGCCGUGUUUGUAUUAUAUGGACAUACAAGGCAUAGAGAUAUAUUUAGGCUGGGCAAAUGAACUCUUCUUCUUGUUUCUUUAAGCUUACUGUUGACAAGGAAGCCAAUCAGCCAUGGAUAGAAGAGGAUACACAGUAAUUACUUCAUCUCACCAAAAUGACAUGUACCAGGAUUAAAUUCAUUUUAUUCCCUAUUGUGAUUUAUUUGCUUUUUUGUGCUUAAGACCAUCUGCAAAGGUUUUACAAUUAUUACAAUAAAAUCCUGUCUCUUAA